Hibiscus syriacus is the source of this 2307-nucleotide messenger RNA. RefSeq names its product zinc finger BED domain-containing protein DAYSLEEPER-like. The transcript has 5 exons. Lineage: Eukaryota; Viridiplantae; Streptophyta; Magnoliopsida; Malvales; Malvaceae. Gene Ontology annotation, molecular function: DNA binding; protein dimerization activity. The record is from RefSeq and is a predicted model, not a curated record. Bases 147 to 2192 code for a protein of 681 amino acids.
UCUUUUUUCUGAACCUUCUUUGCUUUGGUUUCCUGGGUUUUGAUUGUUAGGCUUAGAUUUCAAUGAAACAGUGCUUCUUCUGCUGUCGGCUCUGUCUUUGACUUUCAGGAAAAGGGUGAUUUUAAGUGGGAAAACUGGAAACAAAGAUGGAUUGGAGUAUGAACAAUGCCUUCAAGACAUACAAAGCAGAUAUGCAACCCAGAACUAUGAUGGAUCUGGGACUGAUUUCUAACAUUGAUCCAAUAGAUAUCGAACUCGAUUCUUCGGAAAAGGGAAAUAUUGCUUCCACGUCUAAACCGAGGAAGAAGACGCUGACAUCGGUUUACCUAAAGUAUUUCGAGACAGCUCCCGACGGUAAAACUCGAAGGUGCAAGUUUUGCGGGCAGAGCUAUUCUAUAGCAACUGCAACAGGCAAUUUAGGAAGACACCUUAAUAAUCGGCAUCCCGGAUAUGAUAAGAUAGGGGAGAACGUUGCUAGUCCAGCUCCGUCGCCUGCCACCACCGUGAUCAAGAAAUCGCAACCGCAAGGGAGAGCACCUCAGGUUGAUUAUGAUCAUCUGAACUGGUUGCUUAUUAAAUGGCUCGUUUUAGCUACACUUCCUCCUUCAACCUUAGAGGACAAGUGGUUAUCGAGUUCGUUUAAAUUUUUGAAUCCAUCGAUACAACUGUGGCCGGGUGAGAAGUACAAGGCAGUGUUUCGUGAAGUUUUCAGGAGCAUGAGAGAAGAUGUCAGAGUUUCUUUGGAACAAGUUUCUUCCAAGGUCUCAGUCACCCUUGAUUUCUGGACUUCAUACGAACAAAUCUUUUAUAUGAGCAUUACGUGUCAUUGGAUCGAUGAGAAUUGGUCGUUUCGAAAGGUGCUUCUCGAUAUAUGUCAGGUACUUUAUCCCUGUACAGGUUCUGAGAUAUAUAACUCCCUGGUAAAGGUUCUUAGGAUGUACAAUAUAGAGAAUAAAGUACUCUCCUGCACCCACGAUAACAGUCAGAAUGCUAUCCGUGCUUGCCACUCUUUAGAGGAGAACAUCAAUGGUCAUAAAGUUGGGCCGUUCUGUUAUAUCCCUUGCACUUCUUGUACAUUGAGUUCGAUUAUAGAUGAUGCGUUGAGAAUGGCAAAACCCAUUAUUUCGAAGAUCAGGGAAUUCGUGCAAGAGAUGAAUGCAUCGGUGGAUACCUCGGAGGAGUUCAUUCAAUUAGCAACAGCUUACCAAGAAGGUAGUUGGCAAUUUCCGCUUGAUGCUUCAGCAAGGUGGAGUGGCAAUUACCAAAUGCUUGAUCUUGUUCACAAGGCCGGGAAGUCGAUGGAUGCUGUUGUCAGGAAAAAUGAGGAUAUGCUGGGAAGCGGGAUGUUACUGAAUGCUGCGGAGAAGAAUGUCAUCAAUAUCGUUCACGAUUACUUGGAGCCCUUCUACAAAGUCAUCAACGAGAUAUGUGUAAACAAGUACCCUCCUACUAUCGGGAUGAUUAUUGUCUACAUGGAUCACAUUUCGGAUACAAUUGCAACUCGACAACCACCGGACUGGCUAAAGAAUUCUUCUGAAGAAAUGUUCAAAAAGCUCAGAAGUUACAACGAUCAGGUUUGCAAUAUGUUCAUCUACAUGACAGCCAUUCUCGAUCCCCGAAUUAAAUGUGAACUCAUACCCGAGAGUCUCAACUUGGAAAACUAUCUAGAAGAAGCAAGAGCCCAUUUCAUUAGAAAUUAUUGUAGCAAUAAUUUUUCAUCCAUGACAAGUGGAUACUCUGCUCAAGAUAUUGACAAUGGAGCAAGUGUUUCUUUCGCUGAGGAAAUCGCUCGAAAAAAGCGAAGAGCGAGCAUGAACAAUGCUACCGAUGAGCUCACUCAGUACCUUUCUGAGUCUCCAGCUCCUACAAAAACAGACGUUUUGGAAUGGUGGAAGGUCAACAGUACACGUUAUCCUCGGCUCUCCACAAUGGCUAGAGACUUUCUUGCUGUCCAAGCAACUUCAGUGAAACCCGAGGAACUAUUUUGCAACAAAGGCGACGAGAUCGAUAAGCAACGUUAUUGUAUGCCACAUGAUAGUACACAAGCUAUACUAUGUAUCAAGUCAUGGGUUGAGGGAGGUCUCAAGUUAAAGUAUAAAUCAACCGAAAUUGACUACGAGAGAUUGAUGGAAUUGGCAGCUGCUGCAACCACAACUAAUAGCCCAACUGGUACUGUUAAAAGGCAAAAGUGAAAUAGAAGGUGGAUCUGAAAAUGGUUAAAUUAUUGUGAUUAACUGAAUUCUCAUCAUUUGCUUCUUAAUGUUGUCUGUAUGAUAACGGAAAUCAUAUAUUUACAUAUAUAGUUCA